This is a messenger RNA of Fusarium oxysporum Fo47, 617 nucleotides long. Its product is annotated as TOM7 family-domain-containing protein. The coding region runs from base 194 to 355 and encodes 53 amino acids. Gene Ontology annotation, cellular component: mitochondrial outer membrane; mitochondrial outer membrane translocase complex. The transcript has 5 exons. Gene Ontology annotation, biological process: protein insertion into mitochondrial outer membrane; protein import into mitochondrial matrix. Lineage: Eukaryota; Fungi; Ascomycota; Sordariomycetes; Hypocreales; Nectriaceae. The record is from RefSeq and is a predicted model, not a curated record.
CGCGAUUCGGAGGUGGAAUUUCCAGCUCCCGGCAGCUCUCCGAAAUUUUUGGGAAGACGUCAACGCCAACGCCAGAAAAGACUGCGGUCUAUAGAUUAUCAGUCUCGAGCUUUGAAACAUCCGGUUGAGCUGCAUUGUUUUGUUGUGUAACUUUCUCAAAUCAGUCAACUACACUUCUUUGAAUUACUUCAAGAUGUUUGCCCUUUCCGAGGAGUCCAAGGAGCGCAUUGCCAAGCUCAUUGACGUUUCGCGCGUUGCCAUCCACUAUGGUUAUCUUCCUCUGAUCCUCUAUCUUGGCUACACCCGAAGCGAGCCCCGACCUUCAGUCAUCCGCCUUCUCUCUCCCCUCUCCUAAGCAGGGAGCAGUUCUACAGCUAUACAAAACAUAACAGUGUACAUUAUCUUGUGGAGAUGUUUUUCAAGGGAGAAAGGGACAACUACCACCAGCAUUCAUGGCGUUGGGACACGGCGUGGUAAAAUUUGACGACGACCGCAGAUAUGCUUGGGAGGAGGGGUUGACUGUACGAAUGAGUGUGAAAAAUCACCAUGUAUCAUCUUGCAACGCUAUGACGCCCAGAAUAAGGGAAUACCACUCAUAAUUAAGCCUUGUCACAUAA